UGUACAGUAAUUGAAGUAUAAGUUAGUGUAAUGUUGUGUUUGUUUAAGUCAUAUGAAUGAUAAGCCAUGAGAGUGGCGGUCGCCCUCUCGGGAGGCGUUGACAGCGCUGUCACUGCACUUCUGCUUCAAAGAAGAGGUUUUAAUAUAAUAGGUAUUUAUAUGAAUAAUUGGAUUGAAGAUAACUAUCACACCAUUUGUCCCAAUGAUGACCACAAAGAGUCAGCUCAAGAAGUCUGUUAUAAACUUAAUAUUGAAUUCAAAGAAAUUAGUUUUGCUAAGACUUAUUGGCACAAAGUGUUUAGUUAUCUUGUGGACAGUUAUAUAUCAGGAAAGACACCAAAUCCAGAUGUUUUAUGUAAUAAAUUUGUCAAAUUUGGGUCAUUUCUUAACUAUUGCGUCGAUAAGUUGGAAAUGGAUGCCAUCGCAACCGGUCAUUACGCGGGAACCAGUUAUGGUAACUUCUGGCAACACUAUAAUUGCCACAAUGCUGUCCGUCUCUUAAGACCAACCGAUAAAGUCAAAGAUCAAACACUAUUUUUGGCACAAAUCAGUCAAAUGGCACUCAAGAAAGUUAUGUUUCCGUUACAACAUUUGCUUAAAUCAGAAGUUAAGUCAAUCGCCAAACGAAAUGGUUUGCAAAGAAUCGCUAACAAACCAGAAAGUCAAGGAAUCUGUUUUAUUGGUAAAAGAAAUUUUAAUAAAUUUAUUGAACAAUAUAUCGAACCAAAAGUGGGCUCUUUUGUUGACAUUCACACCAAACAAGUUGUGGGAAGUCAUAAAGGAAUUCAUUAUUGGACUUUAGGACAGAAUUGUCGCAUCGGAGGAAUGAAACACAAGUACUUUGUCGUUAAAAAGGAUCCGCAAAACAAUAUUAUAUAUGUUACCAAUCAUACAAAUGAUAUCUCACUUUAUAGCAAUCAAAUGUUAGUAAAAGACAUAAAUUGGAUCACUUGUCAACCGAAAUCCCUGUCACAUCGCUUACCAUUUGAAUGUGAAAUGAAGUGUCAGCACAAGGAUCAGCCACAACAGUGUCGUCUCAUUAAAACUGAUGAUCAUUACAGUGUUCACUUAAAUUUACCGAUACGUGCCUUAACUGAAGGGCAGUUUGUAGUCUUUUAUCAAAACGAUGAAUGUCUUGGAAGCGCUCCAAUUGUUAAUGUAAUCUAAUUGUCAUUACAUUAUAUACUUUAUUUUACUUUUAUAUAAAAAUUAUUAUAAUAUUGUA
This is a messenger RNA of Oppia nitens, 1225 nucleotides long. Its product is annotated as mitochondrial tRNA-specific 2-thiouridylase 1-like. Bases 67 to 1167 code for a protein of 366 amino acids. Gene Ontology annotation, biological process: tRNA wobble position uridine thiolation. NCBI's taxonomy places the organism in Eukaryota, Metazoa, Arthropoda, Arachnida, Sarcoptiformes, Oppiidae. The transcript has 7 exons. Gene Ontology annotation, cellular component: mitochondrion. The record is from RefSeq and is a predicted model, not a curated record. Gene Ontology annotation, molecular function: sulfurtransferase activity.